AUGCCCUCCAGGCAGGUCCAAGCAAACAGAUCUGACGUUCUCUGUCAAGGCCUACAGGAAAUCACAGAGCAAGGUCGGGAGCCGCAGCGAGGAAGGCGACGGCCCCGGGCGGGGGGAAUCGCGGGCAACCACUCACCUGUGCUGCCCGGGCCGGGGGCAACGCAUACCCCGGCCUCCAGCCCGGCUCAGGGAGCAGCGGGGGGUGCAGAGCUGGCGCCCCAGGGAGUGGCGGGGGUGUCCCUCUCCUCAGCGGGAGCCAGCGGAGGGAUUCCUGCCUGUACGGCGGUGCCCUGGACGGCCCCGCGCUGUAAGCAAGCUGCUAUCUGUGCCUACGGCCCAGCGACAAGGGAAGCGCAGAGCUGGGAGCGCACUGGCGUAGCCCAGGAGACAGGAGGAGGCACGGCGCGCCGCAGCCCCGAGCUGGCGGUUAUCACGGGGUGAGGCACUACGGCCCUGGCGCUGCCGGAGCGGGCGCCCGACGUGAAGACAGCGGUGGUUCCCGGCGGAGGAAUGACUGUGGGAAUAGCGGUUGCCGUCCAGGCUUUGAGACCAGAUGUGAAAGCGUUCGCUGCUGAGCCGCCCAACGCGGGGGACUGUUACCAGUCCAAGGUAAGGGGAACCGACCCCAACCUUCACCCGCCGGAUGCCAUCGCAGGUGCAGUCAAAGCCAGCAUCAGACCGAACGCGCGGCCCAUCAUCAGGGGUGCGGCUGAUGACAUCCCGACAGCCUCGGGGGAAGAAAUCAAGCUGCUGCUGUCCCAAUGGCGAGCCGUGCGGCUGGUGUGGGAAAGGGUGAAGCUGCUGAUUGCAGCAGCGGGUGUGGGAGUGGCGGCCGUGCUCUCAGAGCAGUUCCGGGCAGUCCCCCGGGACGUGGAGAACGUUUGCAUCGUGCUGUGCGGGGGAAACGUGGACCUGAGCUCCCUGACCUGGCUCACAGACCUCCCUGGGAAAGCAGAAUGA
This is a messenger RNA of Nipponia nippon (crested ibis), 960 nucleotides long. Lineage: Eukaryota; Metazoa; Chordata; Aves; Pelecaniformes; Threskiornithidae. The record is from RefSeq and is a predicted model, not a curated record.